Messenger RNA from Carassius gibelio (silver crucian carp), 656 nucleotides. RefSeq names its product mitoregulin. Gene Ontology annotation, biological process: positive regulation of mitochondrial membrane potential. The record is from RefSeq and is a predicted model, not a curated record. The coding region runs from base 34 to 204 and encodes 56 amino acids. The transcript has 2 exons. Gene Ontology annotation, cellular component: mitochondrial inner membrane. Lineage: Eukaryota; Metazoa; Chordata; Actinopteri; Cypriniformes; Cyprinidae.
UGCGACUUCUAUUUCACACAAACGGAGGUGAACAUGGCCGAAGUGUCGGAGAGGACGUUACAGGUCGCUAUAGUCGUUUCGUUUGCAGCCGGUUUUAUCGCCGGCUGGCAGGCAAAUAGGAUGCGAAGAAGGUUCUUGGACUGGCGGAAAAAGAGGUUACAGGACAAGCUCGCAGAAACACAGAAGAAGCUAGACCUGUCAUGACGCUUACCAAUACAUCACGCAACCGACCUGUGCCUCGGUCUGAUGGAGUAUUCCUGGUGUAAAAACAGAUUGAGGAGUCCAUAACAACAGCUCUCAGAAGGAUCAGGCUUUCAACCUUGGAUCGGAGACACAAUCUACAGACUGGAGCAAAGCAAUACAACUAACUUAAGGACUUUAAAAACUCAGAAUUUUGUAUUUGUAAGAUUUUUUUUCUUUAACCCUCUCAAGGCAGGCCUUGCAGAUUUGCAACAGUAAAGUAACUAGAAACCUUAUUACUCCAGAUACAUAUUUUAUGUAUUUGGAGUACUAAAAACUUUACUAAAGGUUUCUAAAGUUACUAAGUUACUAAAACUUAAUUUGAGCCUGAGAGGGUAAUGUUUGUUCAAGCCAUAAAUCAUAUUACCAUGUCUGUUCCUUUACUUUGUCAUUUUAAAUAAAUGAUAUUUUAUUAA